AUGGAGCAUCAAAGAACUGAAAAGCGGAAAACAAAGGAGAAGAAAAGCAAAGGCACCAAGAAGACGAAGUUCGUGGGAGUUAGGCAAAGACCUUCAGGAAAAUGGGUGGCAGAGAUCAAAGACACGACUCAACAGAUACGUAUGUGGCUCGGAACCUUUGAGACCGCAGAAGAAGCUGCUCGAGCCUACGACGAAGCUGCCUGUCUCCUACGUGGCUCCAAUACUCGCACCAAUUUCGCUAACCAUUUUCCAAACAACUCACAAUUGUCUUUGAAGAUCAGAAACCUCCUUCACCAGAAGCAGAGCAUGAAACUUCAGCAACAACAACAACAGCAAAACAAACCCGUUUCUUCUGUUGCGGGACGCAACAUCAAUUACACUUCGCCUACUACUAGUCCCACCACGACCACACUGAUGCCGUUAGAUAAUGUGUACCGCCCUGACUCAUCGGUCAUAUUACAACCAGAGGUAGACAGUGUCCAGCUUCCUUACUCUUGGCCACUUGUCUCUGGAUUCAACCAUCAGGUUCCUUUGACACAGGGAGUGACAGAAGCACAUGAAGAUCUCAGCAAUCAUAACUCAACAGAUGGUCUAGCUGACAUUGAAAGACAGAUAUCAGCAUCCCUAUAUGCAAUGAAUGGAGCUACUACCACUUACUACGAAAACAUGCAUGCAGAGUAUCCAUUAUUCGAUCCAACCGAUCCCAUUUGGGAUCUCCCUUCACUCUCCCAACUCUUCUGCCCUACAUGA
Eruca vesicaria subsp. sativa (arugula) is the source of this 750-nucleotide messenger RNA. The record is from the annotation of a GenBank genome assembly. Lineage: Eukaryota; Viridiplantae; Streptophyta; Magnoliopsida; Brassicales; Brassicaceae.